This is a messenger RNA of Leishmania mexicana MHOM/GT/2001/U1103, 738 nucleotides long. RefSeq lists its product as hypothetical. NCBI's taxonomy places the organism in Eukaryota, Euglenozoa, Kinetoplastea, Trypanosomatida, Trypanosomatidae. The record is from RefSeq and is a predicted model, not a curated record. The transcript has a single exon. The coding region runs from base 1 to 738 and encodes 245 amino acids.
AUGGUUCUCCGGCACUAUAGAUGGUUUCCACUCGAACUUGAGCCGGAUUACAAAGACGGCUACACGUGUGACCACUGUCAUCAAGACUUUCUCGAGGCUCCAUUUUAUCAUGAAGAAGCUACUGGGACCGACUACUGCCUCGAAUGCGGCAAUGCCGCCGGCUACACACCGUUUAGCGGUCUCGUAGCCUCACUUUUAUUUAGUAGCCAAGACAACGUCCUACGAGACUCGGAUUCAAACUCGAUCGCGUUGUUCGCAUACAGGGUGGAUUCGCAAAAUGCUGGCAUCUGCUUUGCAAACGGUUCAAAUCUUGUCCUUCACCUGCAAAUGAACGGCAACAUUCGAGACGCCAUUUUUUACACAGUCAAAGAAGGUUCCAUAGAGUCAAAGCUGCGUGUUUCGUCGACCGACCUUUCGCGUCGCUUCUCGUGGCUGGGCGGCGGUCUUCUCAAGCCUUUCGACGUUGAAGUACAGCUGCACACACUUCCUGUAGUACCGGUUCCGUUGGAUGACUUUUGUGUCUUAGCGUACGACGCAACUGACGAUCUCAUUGAGAUACGCCUUAACGAGGCGUACUCGCAGCUCUUGGACGUGCGUGGCGGCAAGGAAAUCGUUACUAGAGCGGAAAUGCCUGUGUGUGCGUUUUCCUCUCACGAAACAGAUGGAUGCUCGAAAUCGGAAGCGACAGACUUGCUUCGUCUUCUCCGCAGUAAAGCUGAAGCGCUGAAGAGAUUAUAG